Humulus lupulus (European hop) is the source of this 1922-nucleotide messenger RNA. RefSeq names its product pentatricopeptide repeat-containing protein At5g08510. Gene Ontology annotation, biological process: RNA modification. The transcript has 2 exons. Gene Ontology annotation, molecular function: protein binding; RNA binding. The coding region runs from base 358 to 1890 and encodes 510 amino acids. NCBI's taxonomy places the organism in Eukaryota, Viridiplantae, Streptophyta, Magnoliopsida, Rosales, Cannabaceae. The record is from RefSeq and is a predicted model, not a curated record.
ACGCUUGGCCUAAUAAAAAAUACAAAAUAAUUUAUUUGUAUUUAACUAUAGGGUGACCGGAGAUCCUCUAGGGUCAAGCCGUCUGCAACUGCCAACUGCGACUAUAUUAAUAUUUGAGUGGGAGCGACAUGAAUACCAGUUCAGUUCUUGAGUUGAAACGAUGGUUCAUGUCGUUUUCACAUUGUAAAUGAAGAGGAGAUUUUGGAGUCUGCCUUGUUAGUAAACUUAUUUGAAAGGUACGCCUCCGAUGGUUUGAGCGCAAGGGGACUCAACACUGCACAUCAAUUGUUUACAGAGCUGACUAUAAUGCCAUACUUUGGCAUGUGAAAAAACUGUUUACAGAGCAGGACUUGUGUUAUGAACCAUCUUAAGAAGAUUCACGCUUACACUCUUAGAAAUGGCAUAGACUACACCAACAAUCUCAUACUCAAGGUGCUCCAAAUUCCAGAUAUUCCAUAUGCCCACAAACUGUUCGACCUUAUUCCUAAGCCGACAGUUUUUCUCUAUAACAAGCUCUUGAAGGCCUACUCUUCUCAUGGUCAACACCACCAGUGCUUGUCUCUCUUCAGCCAUAUGUGCUUCCAGUGCUUCGUUCCAAAUGAACAUUCUUUCCCUUUGUUGUUUUCGGCCUGUGCUUCCCUUUCAUCCCCUCGCCUAGGCCAGAUGAUCCAUUCCCGUUUUAUCAAAUCGGGUUUUUCUUUAGACGUGUUCGCUGAAACGACUUUGCUUGACAUGUACGCUAAACUGGGGAUGCUGGCUUGUGCUCGCAAACAAUUUGAUGAAAUGAGAGCUAGGGAAAUAGUUACAUGGAAUGCUAUGAUUGCAGGCUAUGCUAGGUCCGGAGACAUGGAAAGAGCCAUGGACUUGUUUGGCUUGAUGCCUAACAGGAAUGUGGUGUCUUGGACCACAAUGAUAUCUGGGUAUUCACAAAAUGGUCAGUAUGCUAAGGCCUUGGAGAUGUUUCUGCGGAUGGAAAAAGAGAGGGAUGCACAGCCGAAUGAAGUCACUAUAGCUAGUGUUCUUCCAGCUUGUGCUAAUCUUGGGGCACUUAAUAUUGGAAAGAAGAUUGAAGAGUAUGCAAGAAGAAGUGGGUUCUUCAAGAAUUUGCAUGUAAGUAAUGGUAUACUGGAAAUGUAUGCGAGGUGCGGUAAAAUUGAUAUAGCUAGGCAAGUGUUCGAUGAGAUUGGGAGCAGGAGAAACCUGUGCUCUUGGAAUUCAAUGAUCAUGGCUUUGGCAGUCCAUGGAAAAUGCACAGAGGCUUUGCAUCUUUUUGAAAAAAUGCUGACAGUAGGAAUUGGACCAGAUGAUGUCACAUUUGUGGGACUUAUAUUGUCAUGUACUCACGGCGGAAUGGUCACCAAAGGCCGCCAAAUCUUCCAAUCAAUGGAGCCAAACUUUGGUAUAGCUCCUAAGUUGGAACACUACGGAUGCAUGGUUGAUCUUCUAGGCCGAGCUGGUCAAUUGGAAGAAGCUUAUGAUCUGAUACAAGACAUGCCAAUGAAACCAGAUAACGUCAUAUGGGGUGCUCUUUUGGGCGCUUGCAGUUUUCAUGGUAAUGUCGAAUUUGCCGAAAAAGCAGCCGAGUCCCUCUUCGAGCUUGAGCCAUGGAAUCCAGCAAACUAUGUCAUUCUUUCCAACAUAUAUGCAUCAGCGGGCGAAUGGGACGGAGUUGCUAGGCUGAGGAAGGUGAUGAAGGGAGGCAAAAUUACCAAGGCAGCAGGGUAUAGCUUCAUUGAAGAAAGAGGUCAAGUUCAUAAAUUCAUUGUGGCCGAUAAGUCACAUCCUAGAAGCGAUGAAAUAUAUGCUUUGUUGGAUGAUUUCUAUGCAGAAGUGAAGCUUUAUAGAGACGUAAAUUAUUGCUUAUCUAAAAUUGAAGAAAUACAAUUUUGAAUCGAGCAACGUACAAGACUUGUUUUAAAAGA